CCAACCUAGCGAAUGUUACCCGGCACCAUAAAACGGCCGGGCCGGUCUCAUCUCCCACCGUCGUACACUGCUCUCUCUCCUUCAGACAUUCCAAUCGAACUAUUGCUAUGGCUCUCCGCGCCAUCGCCGGCAAGAAAACCCUAACACUAGGGCUAGGGUUUGGGCCCCGUGGAGCCGUCGCCGCCUCCUGCCCAGGGCUGGGUUUGCGGCUCCGCCACGUUCGGGGCCUCGUGACCUUCUCGCUGCCGGACCUCCCCUACGACUACGGCGCCCUCGAGCCCGCCAUCAGCGGCGAGAUCAUGCAGCUCCACCACCAGAAGCACCACCAGACGUACAUCACAAACUACAACAAGGCCCUCGAGCAGCUCGAGGAGGCCAUGGCCAAGGGAGACUCCUCCAAGGUCGUCCACCUCCAGAGCGCCAUCAAGUUCAAUGGCGGAGGUCAUAUCAACCACUCAAUCUUCUGGCAAAAUCUUAAGCCUGCUAAUGAGGGUGGUGGUGAGCCUCCACAUGGGUCACUUGGUUGGGCAAUUGAUACGGACUAUGGUUCAGUGGAGGCAUUGGUGCAAAAGAUGAACGCAGAAGGUGCCGCAUUGCAGGGAUCUGGAUGGGUGUGGCUUGCUCUGGAUAAGGAAAUGAAAAAACUUAAGGUUGAAACUACUGCAAAUCAGGAUCCACUUGUGACUAAGGGAGCAAAUUUGGUUCCUUUGCUUGGUAUAGAUGUGUGGGAACAUGCAUACUACCUGCAGUACAAAAAUGUGAGACCAGACUAUUUAAAGAACGUGUGGAAGGUCAUGAACUGGAAAUAUGCCAGUGAAGUCUACGAGAAAGAGGUUGCUUAAUGUGAGCUUUUUGUACUGUAAUGUGAGCUUUCAUGUGAAGUUCCUAUCUUUGGUGUUUACCAUGAGUACACUUUUGUUCAUGUAUUGAACAAGAUGGACCUUUCCCUGAAUGGAUGCUUGUUUACUUUUAUAUCCCUUGGAGGAAGCAGCAUCGACUGCCAACGCCGUUGGCCUGCGCGCUCUCUUUCUAGCUCGAACAGCUAUUUAUAUGUUAAGUUUGCAACUGUCAUGCCUGUACAUAUUAAGAAUUUUUAUCUUUUUAAGC
Messenger RNA from Elaeis guineensis (African oil palm), 1107 nucleotides. RefSeq names its product superoxide dismutase [Mn], mitochondrial. NCBI's taxonomy places the organism in Eukaryota, Viridiplantae, Streptophyta, Magnoliopsida, Arecales, Arecaceae. Gene Ontology annotation, biological process: superoxide metabolic process. The record is from RefSeq and is a predicted model, not a curated record. Gene Ontology annotation, cellular component: mitochondrion. Gene Ontology annotation, molecular function: superoxide dismutase activity; manganese ion binding.